This is a messenger RNA of Syngnathus acus (greater pipefish), 4241 nucleotides long. It is a transcript of the gene micall1a, whose product is annotated as MICAL-like 1a. Bases 641 to 3394 code for a protein of 917 amino acids. The record is from RefSeq and is a predicted model, not a curated record. Gene Ontology annotation, molecular function: protein binding. The transcript has 16 exons. NCBI's taxonomy places the organism in Eukaryota, Metazoa, Chordata, Actinopteri, Syngnathiformes, Syngnathidae.
CUGUAGCGCCCCCGGUGGGGUGCAGUGCUGAAUCAAACACACUCCACAGUGACAUUGUGGAGGUUAGAUGAUUGUCAACGCCUCACUCCAAGAAAGCGAGGAUGAGUUGGCAUCGGUCACAAGCUUCUGCGAUUGACGGUGGAGAGUUUUAACAACGUUUCGUGGCAAUAACAAUGGAUCUUUCUUUUCACGCACCGCGAUAACCGCCACUGCGGGAUACAGUGGGGAAAAGAAAAAGGAAGAAAAAGAGCGUGUUGCGGUCACACCUCAGUGCGAGGAGGAAACUGUUACCUCUGCUUGGUUUGGAACGGAAUUAUCAUUCUCCAGUCUUGCAGCAAAAUCGUGAUUUAAAAAAACAGUAUACUUACUGUCUGUGACGCUGCUAGCUUGCUAGCAAAGUUGACUGCUCUAAGAACUUUGCUGCUGGUAAGCUCGGAGCAAGCAACUUGUAAUAUAUCAGCUGUGUUCUUCCAUCUGCUUGACCUCAGAGGUCAGAUACUUUGGGGAUUACAAUGCAACUUUUGGUCACAAAAAGUUGGCUAAUAUUUGGCUCGUUCACGCAGCAUCUCAUUAGUGUUUAAAAGGGAAGUAUCGCCGCUUCCGUCGCCCCGCGGCGAAUCUCCUGGGACACUUCGGCACGAUGAUGGGAUCUCUGAAGGCUCUUCAAGAGUGGUGUCGGAUACAGUGUGAAAACUAUCACAAUGUGGAAAUCAAAGACAUGUCGACGUCCUUUCGGGACGGCCUGGCGUUUUGUGCCAUCAUCCAUCGCUUCAGGCCAGAGUUGAUAGACUUUGGCUCGCUGUCCAAAGAUGACGUCUAUGAGAACAACCGACUGGCCUUUGAGGUGGCCGAGGCACAGCUCGGGAUACCUGCGUUGUUGGACCCAGAAGACAUGGUAUCCAUGAAAGUUCCGGACAGGCUCAGUGUCAUAACCUAUGUUUCUCAGUACUACAACUUCUUCAAUAACAAAUCUCAAGCAAACCCUCCUUGCAUGAAGAGGCUGGGUUCUGUUAAUCAAAAUGAGCCAGUCACCAAAAGGCCUCCAACUCUACUCGAGGGCAAAGAGGUUGAAUCUGAGCCGGGCCAGACGAAGGUAACGGGUCUAGAAGUGGCGAAGCGCACCACACUCAGCAGCACCUGCACUGCCUGUCAGCAGCACGUCCAUUUGGUGCAACGUUUUUUGGUGGACGGCAAGCUGUACCAUCGAAACUGCUUCAGAUGCACUGAGUGUCGUAGCACUUUGCUACCUGGAUCUUAUAAAGUGGGAAGUGAUUGUGGGGCUUUGGUUUGCACACACCACCUUUCAAGGCAAGCUUCAGCAAACCAGAAUGGCCGGCCGGAUCUUAGCAAGAACCCCAUUGCAGUCCAGUCGAUGAGGAUGGGUCGCAGCAAGACUCCCCACACCGCAGCCUCUGAGAUGAACCAGCGAAAGACUCCAUCCCCUGUGAGGAAAGCGAAUGACACUGACAUACCAGCGAAAGUGACUGUCACAGUCACCCCUGCACCAACAAACAAUGAGGCCCCCUUGGAAGACACAGAUUUGCUCAAUCAUAGCGGACAAGCAGAACAGAAACACCGCCCCCCUUCUCCUCCUAACCCUUUUGACGAGAGUGAUGACGAAGAUCAUGAGCAAGCCGUGGUAGAAGAUACGCUAACUGGCAAUGAGGCGAAUGGGGACCUCCCCUCUCAACCUGUCAAUCAAAGCGAAGCUGUUGCCAGACCAGUGCCAGCACCUCGUCGGGUUGCGGAUCCCAGCCCUCCACCCCGCCCAUCCCCACGGAUGAAGCUACCCCGGACAGCAGACAGCCAAGCAGCUGGUGAACAGCAGAAGCCACCCACCCCUCCGAAACCGAGAGAAAGAUCCCAGUCUCCAAGAAGCUUGUCCAGUGUCCAUAAACCCAAAGAUCCACCCUGGCUUGCCUUGGUCCAAUCAGAAACCAAGAAGAAGAAACCCCCUCCCCCACCCCCCACGGGACUGGCGACACCCCCCAACACAGGCUCUGUGUCUUCUCUUAAAGAGGACAGCAGCAGGUCCAGUUCGCCCACUUUACCCCCCAACCCCUUUGAGGAGGAUGAGGAUGAAAAGAACGAGGCCAAGGACGAAGAGGAAGGCAGCGCGAUUCCAACAGCGCUGGUGGGGAGUCAUCCGUGGUACAGCAUCACACAGGCGGCUGACGGUGCCAGUGCGGAAACACCCCCGAGCACAGGAAACUCCUCCCGCUCGACGAGCCCGGCAAGUGCCAAAAGCAAGAAACGGCCGGCGCCUCGUGCACCGCAGCCACCUACUGCUCAUCAAGUUCAUCCACAUUCUCAGCAAUCUUCUUGCUCUCCAGCUCUCAGUGUGGAGAGUCUGUCUUCUGGCUCCGACCACAGCUCGUCCCAACCUUGUUCGGCCCCCGGUGGAGGCAGUGACCAGGAGCUUAGUUUCACCAAAAGCAUCUCAGAGCCUUCCAUCUGUUCGCCAUCUACCGCCUCGCCUUCGUCCUCCUCUUCUACCGAGCGUCUGCCUCAUUCUAGCCCAAGCCCCUUCGGGUCCCCCGCGCAGUCAAAUGCGAGCUCGGCGCCUGCCACCCCGCAGGUCAGUCGCAGCAACGAGACCAAAGAGGCAGGACCCCCUCCACCACGACCCACAACCACUCCCAGCCCAUUAGCCUCAGGGGCUACACCUUCGCACAAGCGCAUUUGUAAGGAAAAUCCGUUCAACAAGAAAGUUUCUCCCUCCCAUGGAAAAUCCAAAAGCAAGCCCCCAAAAGGUCCUCGUCCUUCCAGACCCCCAGCCCCAGGUCAUGGCUUCCCACUUAUCAAACGCAAGGUGCAGUCAGAUCAGUACAUCCCAGUAGAAGACAUCCACGGGGAGAUGAGUCAACUGGAAAUACGCCUCGAUGAGCUGGAGCUAAGAGGCGUGGAGCUGGAGAAGAAGCUUCGAGACAACCCCAAUGAUGAAGAUGAGGAGCACCUCUUGGUUGACUGGUUCACACUCAUUCAUGAGAAACAUCAGUUAGUCCGGCGUGAAGCCGAGCUGGUCUACACGGCGAAACAGCAGAACCUGGAGGAGAGACAGGCCGACGUGGAGUAUGAGCUGAGGUGUCUUCUCAACAAACCAGAGAAAGAGUGGACUGAGGAGGACAAGAGCCGUGAGCAACAACUGAUGGCGGAGCUGGUUACCAUCAUUGAACAACGCAACCAAAUAGUCAACAGUAUGGAUCAGGACAGGCAAAGGGAGGAAGAGGAGGAUAAGUUUAUGGAAGCCGUGCUGAAGAAAAAAGACUUCCACAAGGAGUCGGAUGGAGAUCAGCAGAAGAAAAAAGGGGCAAAGUUUAAACCUAUAAAGGUCCUGAAGAGGCUGAGUCUGAAAGGAGAAUCUGGAAAAAGUCCUCAAAAAGACAACAGUUGAUCCACACGAACAGGUUUGAAGUGUUUUCAGGCUCUGGUGAAGUGCCACACUGACUGCCACUGCGGCGCUCCUCCACCAAGAGUCAAAAUGAUAACCAUCUCAAGUGCUUAAGAGCGCUCCCAAUUGUUGAGUGGCUCUCUGCGGUACUGCACUGACUUGUGAGGUGUUACUUGGCAGUCACUGAUCAAAGCUCAAGUGACCUGUAAUCAGUUUCCAAGGCCGAUAGCUUUUGAGUUCAAGGCGUCUCACUUUAUCAGAUAAUGUCAUAAAGGCUGUUUUUGUUCUCUACAUUUGGCAAAGACUAACAAAAAGUGUCCAAAAGAUGACUUUAUGUACGAUGCAAGCUGCUUUUAAAGAAGACAUUGAGGUCUUUUUUUUUUUUUUGGGGCUUCACUAUUAUUACGCAUGUCGAAGAUAUGGUGCAGCAGAGUGACAAUAUUUAUUGACUUUAUUUGGAGGCAAACCAAAUUUAUUUCAAACACGGUGAAUCAUGACAACUACCAAUGUCUACGUGAGCAUAUUAUUCAUGAUAAAUGUCACAUAUGCAUUUUUAAGUUUUAGAAAUGGCAAAACAACAGUUUUCAUCUCUUUUAAACUUGGAAAGUCUUGUGUUAAUUUAUAUUUUAAUGUGCGUGCGUUGUGUGUUUCGUCUUAAGGUGGGGAAGAUAAUCUGAUGCAUAACUGCCAUUUAUUUUAUUGUAUAUAAACAUCGUCUUCCUCAGUGAACCGAGGCGCUUCUGCCAUGUCACAUCUGUCACUUUUUUUUCAUGGCAAUCACAGCAGCAAGGUUAUUGAAUAAAUGGUGAGACUGGAAGGCAGACAAAUAAAGAAAACUGAUACAAGUGAA